UGGCUCGAAAGGCCAAGGGAUUGACAUCCCAAUUUUAGCAGUGUCACUGCUUAUUUUACGGCAUGUGCUGUGAGGGGAUUUGCAACUUCAUCGGUUCAAACCGAGGACUUCAGAUCCUGUGGCAGUUGGUUCGGUGUUGCUGGGCCUCUGUGGCCUCAAUCUGAUCGCCAUCGUCGGCCUCUAUAACGAUACGGAAACUACCCCGGGGACCGUCUCAUCCUACUUCGAGUUCUAUAAGGGGACCACCUUCGCUGCGUACUACACGGGCAUUCCGGCGGUCCUGCUGUGGUGGGUGGCUUUGAUCUCACGCUGCUGCGCGCCGUGCUGUUGUACCAUGAAGGACGUGCAAUGCCCCUGCCCCUGCACGCGAUUUCAUCUCCUAGAUGUGCCCUUCUACGUGGGGAUGUAUUUGUGCCUGUAUCCGAUCGGCUUGUGGUACUCCAUCGAAACUGCCGAAGUUCCUGAGUUCUACGACUAUGAUGCAGACGUUUGGUAUGAUCCUGGAUUGUGGCAGAUCCUCGAAAUUGUGCAGCUGCUUGGGGUGUUGCUCUUGUUGCUGGCAUUUCCCUUGGGCAUCUGGAAGUUUCUGAAGAUGAAGACUCCAGCCCCAGCUGCCGCGGCGCCAGGAAUCCAGGCCCAGGUGGUUGGCACUGCGGUGGCGGUGAAUACGUCGAAUGAGAACGACACGAACAACAUGGCCUGAGACCUUGUGGAGGGGUGCGUUUGCAAGAGAAGGACUUCUUCUGAAAUGAACUCAUAUGAAGGGCUUGGAGGGAAAGGUCCUUGAAUAUCAUCCAAACAACCAACCAGUAGAAAUUCCCUGUUUCACACUGGGAUCAUGUAUUCCAGCUCGAAGCCUGCCUGGCUAAGCCAGACUUUGAGUGCGCUGAACUGAAAAGCUGGUUGGACUCUUGGGCAGU
Messenger RNA from Effrenium voratum, 920 nucleotides. The record is from the annotation of a GenBank genome assembly. NCBI's taxonomy places the organism in Eukaryota, Dinophyceae, Suessiales, Symbiodiniaceae.